AUGCGGGGGGCGGCCGAGAGCCCGGCGCCGGCGGGCGACGACGAGCUGCUGCUGCUGCGGCGGCGCCGCGCCUCGCCCGCCCGCCCGCCCUCGCUGCCGUCCAGCGCCGGCGAGGAGGAGGAGGACGACGACGAGGAGGAGGACGACGAGGAGGAGGCGGCGCCGCCGGGCGAAGCGGCGCUGUCGCUGUCCCUGUCGCUGCGGCGGGGCCGCGGCCGCGGCCGGGGCGGCGGCGGCGGCCCGCGGGCGGCGCGCACGGCGGAGGCGGCGCAGCGGCUGCGGCGGAGCCGGCGGCUGAAGGCCAACAACCGGGAGCGCAACCGCAUGCACCACCUCAACGCGGCGCUGGACGCGCUGCGCGACGUGCUGCCCACCUUCCCCGAGGACGCGCGGCUCACCAAGAUCGAGACGCUCCGCUUCGCCCACAACUACAUCUGGGCGCUCACCGAGACGCUGCGCCUGGCCGGCGCCGCCCGCCUCGGCCCGCCGGGCCCCGACGGCAGCCCCUCGCCCGCCUCCUCCUGGAGCGGCGGCGCCGCCAGCCCCGCGCCCUCCGCCUCGCCCUACGCCUGCACUUUAUCGCCCGGCAGCCCCGCCGGCUCCGCCUCGGAGCCCGAGGGCUGGGGCGGCCGCUGCGCCCCGCCGCCGCGCCGCCGCCUCUAG
This is a messenger RNA of Rhea pennata, 663 nucleotides long. RefSeq names its product neurogenin 2 (gene NEUROG2). Gene Ontology annotation, biological process: forebrain development; sensory organ development; axon development. The transcript has a single exon. The record is from RefSeq and is a predicted model, not a curated record. Lineage: Eukaryota; Metazoa; Chordata; Aves; Rheiformes; Rheidae. Gene Ontology annotation, cellular component: nucleus. Gene Ontology annotation, molecular function: DNA-binding transcription factor activity, RNA polymerase II-specific; protein dimerization activity; E-box binding. The coding region runs from base 1 to 663 and encodes 220 amino acids.